CAGAUGUGAAACUCUCCUGUCAGUGCCAGAAACCGCCGUCAUUUCGGCGGAGAAAGUCGAAUAUAAAUUCCCCCAGUACAACGACGAAAGAGGAGAGUUUGAUAGCUGAAGCUGAUUUUUAUUUAAGCUAUGCUAGUGAUAUGUUAAAGUGGAAACUUCUGAAUAGAAUUUUAACAUUUCAAUCAGAGUUAUUAACGAACCGGCCCCUUGUGCAUAUGAGUAUAGUCAAUCAUGGAUGCUGAGGUGCUAGCUACUGAAGAGAUCGUGAAGAUAGAAAUGGAGGAUGUAGAGGCAGACACCAAGCUGUUUGAACUUUAUAAUGCCUCUUGGAACUUGAGUUUUAAACGUGAAACGGAUGAAAACACAAAAAAUGCAGUUUCGGUUAGAAUUCCAGUUCCAGAAAUUACAGAUCAAAUAAACUUUAAAAGUGAGCCUGAAGAAGAAGUGAAGGUUGAAAGCUGUCUUGACAACAGUGAAAAGUACUCUGUUUUGGAAAUAAUGGAGGAAUUUGUAAUCAAAAAUGAGUGUAAUGAUGAUGACAUGUUCUUUAAUACAACUACAGAAGCAGUUUCGAAUAGAAUUCCAGUUCCAGAAAUUACAGAUUUCCUUAAAAGUGAGCCUGAAGUAGUGAAGGUUGAAAGCUGUCUUGACAACAGUGAAAAGUACUCUGUUCUGGAAAUAAAGGAGGAAUUCAUCAUCAAAGAUGAGUAUAAUGAUGAUGACAUGUUCGUUGAUACAUCUAUAGAAACAGUUUCCAAUAGUGUGUUGAAACAGCAGCCUGUAGAGUGUAAAAAAUUGAGCAGAAAUUUAGUUUAUUGUCAUAUUUGUGAUUAUUCUGCUAGAUAUAAGUAUAUUCUGGUUAGGCAUAUGAAAGAACAUAGAAAUUUAAAUGAACAUGGUUCUAGCUAUAAACAUAACACGUGUAUACACUGUAAUGCAAAGUUCAGAUCCAAAAGGAGUCUAGAUGAUCACGUCAUUAAACAACAUUCUGAUCUUGUCGAGUCCGUUUCUAGUAAAACUCAUAAAUGUUCGCAUUGCGCGUAUAAAUCAACCAAUAACGGUAAUUAUAGGAGACAUAUGCUGAAACAUUCUAAGACAGCAAGAGCAAGUAACUACAAAUUCGGCAUAUUCAUAUGUACUCACUGUAAUGCGAAAUUCAAAAGGAAAUGUACACUGUAUGAUCAUAUAAUUAGGGAACACCCUGAUUUUAUUUCGUCCUUGUCUUGUAAAUUACAUCAUUGCACACGUUGCGCUUACACAACAACCAUCAAGUCUCGUUUAGCUAGACAUAUGUUAUUUAAACAUUCAGAGUCAGUAACUAUAAAUUAA
Messenger RNA from Acanthoscelides obtectus, 1329 nucleotides. NCBI's taxonomy places the organism in Eukaryota, Metazoa, Arthropoda, Insecta, Coleoptera, Chrysomelidae. The record is from the annotation of a GenBank genome assembly.